This is a messenger RNA of Ornithorhynchus anatinus (platypus), 768 nucleotides long. It is a transcript of the gene ELF5, whose product is annotated as E74 like ETS transcription factor 5. Gene Ontology annotation, biological process: regulation of transcription by RNA polymerase II; cell differentiation. Gene Ontology annotation, cellular component: nucleus. Lineage: Eukaryota; Metazoa; Chordata; Mammalia; Monotremata; Ornithorhynchidae. Bases 1 to 768 code for a protein of 255 amino acids. Gene Ontology annotation, molecular function: DNA-binding transcription factor activity, RNA polymerase II-specific; sequence-specific DNA binding. The transcript is spliced from 6 exons. The record is from RefSeq and is a predicted model, not a curated record.
AUGUUGGACUCAGUAACUCACAGCACCUUCCUACCCAACACAACAUUCUGUGACUCCCUGAUGUCGUGGACAGACGUGUUCGGAAAUGAAGAAUACUAUCCCACCUAUGAUCAUCAAACAGCCUGUGAUUCCUACUGGACAUCCGUCCACCCAGAAUACUGGACUAAGCGCCACGUCUGGGAGUGGCUGCAAUUUUGCUGUGACCAGUACAAGCUGGAUGCCAACUGCAUCUCUUUCUGCCACUUCAACAUCAACGGUUUGCAGCUCUGCAGCAUGACUCAAGAAGAGUUCAUUGACGCUGCGGGGAUUUGUGGAGAAUACUUGUAUUUCAUCCUCCAAAACAUCCGAACGCAUGGCUAUUCCUUUUUUAAUGACAUUGAAGAGACCAAGGCUUCUAUCAAAGAUUGUCCUGAAACUACAUGUUUAAAAACGGGUGGCAUCAAAAGCCAGGAAUGUCACAGUCAUGGAAGAAAUGGCCUGCAGAGUUCUCACCUGUGGGAAUUUGUAAGAGACCUCCUCUUGUCUCCUGAAGAAAACUGCGGCAUUCUUGAAUGGGAGGAUAGGGAACAAGGUAUUUUUAGGGUGGUUAAAUCAGAAGCUCUGGCAAAGAUGUGGGGACAAAGGAAGAAAAAUGACAGGAUGACAUACGAAAAACUGAGCAGAGCUCUGAGGUACUAUUAUAAAACUGGAAUUUUGGAACGGGUAGACAGAAGGUUAGUGUACAAAUUUGGAAAAAAUGCACAUGGGUGGCAGGAAGACAAGUUAUGA